UUUUUAAUUAAAGGAAUUGCGAUAGAGAAAGUACACUUUAUUUUUUUCUUUUGACAUGUACAAAAAUUUCCAUCCUUCCCUUAAAAGCCAACACAUUUCGAUCCGUUCACACUUGAAUCCUCCUUGAGAAAAGAAUUCUCGUGCGUUACACGUGAACAACCAGCGGUGUGUGUUGCAUCUGCCUGAGUUCUCCGUUUUGUUUCGGUAAACCAACGCUCGGCACUGUCGAUGGAAAGAUUACCGCAUCGUGACAGCCGCCGCGUCAGUCAAUCGGCGGGUCGAUAUCGCGCUGACAAUUGCACCGAUAUCAGACACGCACGUACGCACACACGUCUAUGAGAGCGGAAAGUGAAUCGAUAAUCGUCGCCGGCCGCUCGAUGAGGAGCGAACUCCGCGAGUGGAACGUCGAACUCAUCGGCCGCUCCGAUCGAAGCCCACGAAAGGAAGAAAGUAGAAAGGGUAAACGAGCGCGAAGCCAUAUUCGGAAGCGGUCGCGUCUAAUUGAGAGGCUUUGCACGCGGUCGUUCGGGGCGCCAGACGCGACCGAGAGGUCCCUGGGCCACCCCUGACUCGCUCGUACCCCCUCGCGUCCCGUCCCGACCCUCGUCCCCCGUUCAUCCCCCUGUUCGUCGCCCUUCACCCCUCUGAAGCCGUCCCUCCCGUCUCCUCUCCUCGACCCCUGCGUAUCGAGUUCGUUACAGAUCCCCGUGGCGAGAUCCCCGCCUCCCUCGCCCCUCGACCCCGCUGCUCGUGCUCUCGCUCUCUCUCUUGAUCUCUCUCCCUCUCUUUCUCUCGCACCCCCCUCGUACGCUCCUCAGCUCCGUCGGCUCCCUCGUCUCACCCCUCGGGAGAGCGAGAGCAGGCACCCUCCUGCCGGAGGCUCUCUCGCGUAGCGUAGCAUUCGCGAUUUGCGCAACUCCGCACAACUCCCGUGCGAGCGCGAGACGCGCUCGUUUUCUCUCCGUGUGUCUCUCCCAACAACGCCACACGACUCAACCUCGUGCGCGCCCCUACGUCGCCGUAGCAUCCCGUGCAGCGAUUACCGCCGGAGGUACGAAGUAGAGAGGAAGAAGUACAACAGACGGAGGAGCCGGCCGGACGUGCGAAUCGUCCUUCCGGGAAGAAAACUCGCGUCGUCCCGGGCAAAACUGCGACGGAAUUCGAAGGGUACGCGGACGUUGUCGACGACAUCGCACGGACUCCAAGGGCUGCGACGAGAAAGAGAGAAAGAGAAAGAGAGAAAGAGAAGGAGCGAGAGAUUGAAAGGGAGAGAGAGAAGGAGGCAAGAGCGUCGAACGGACGCGUCGCGGCGCGCUUUCAAGCGUGCGCACGCGAGCGAGCGAGCGUCGUUCGGCGAGUCGCUGGCUCACGAAGUCGAGGAUCGUCGCAAAGGACCCCGCUGGAUUCGAAGGACGAAGCGAGGAUCGGCGUGGUGGUUGGUGGUGGUGGUGGUGGUGGUCGUAGUCGUCGUCAUCGUCGUUGUCACCCUCUUCUCGUCUCCCUCUUGAGCGUCGCGCCGAGGUCGUGCGCGAAUCGAGCGAAGCCGCCGCGCGACUUCGACUCCGCGAGCCGAUCGAUCGAGAACGCGUCCAAGGGAGGCUGACAGUCGAUUUGCGACGCCGUGGUCGUCUCUCUCCCUGCGUGCAGCGGGCGGCCAUUGAUCUCCGUAUCGACGCCAGCCGCGACCAAUCGCCAACGGCCCCUCUCACCCCCCGCCCGCUGCUCCGGCCCGCGAGAGUGCGGUGCGGAUUCCGCCAUCGGUGUCGCGCGAUCGAGUUAUCGUUCUUGUGAAUCGUUCGUUCUCUCGCGACCCCGAACACCGGAGGCAAGAGGACAUCUUCGGGAGAGCAGAGGCAGCCUCGUAAACGGCGCAGCGUGGCGCGUCAUGGACGACGACGCGCGCCUUAUCGGCGUAUCGACGUUUCGAUCCUGAGGGGGAAAGUGCGCGGAAAUCGGCACGCGGGUUUCGGCGCACGCGACAUCGGCACCUUGCGAGGAUGAAGACCACGCGUCGCAGUGGUGUGCUCGACGUAUAUCGAUUUCUUCAAUCGACCGAUCCGGCCAAGUAACCCGACCGAUCUUCCGCUGAGAAACGAUCUCCAGAGGUGAAAAUCCGGGAGUGAAAAAUUCAAGUUAGAACUUUGGAUGAAGAAAGUUCCUGCAAGAAAAAGAGCUACGAUCCAUUUUAUCGCAGCGAGAGAUUCUUCGGCAACUUGAAGAGCGUUCGUGAAAACCGAUUUGUGAGAGAGAUCGCAAAGUGCAUCGGGUGCAUUUUCCAACUUCGGUGGAAGAUAUCAAGGUGAUUUCUUAAGGUUGAGGGGAUAAUUUCCCGAAAGAUCUGCGCUCGGCAAGUUCGUCGCGAAGAUAGCGAGCGAAUGAACGGACAGCCGACGAUCGGCGAAUCGAAUCGAAUCGAAUCGGAUCGGGAGCAGCCUCGUAUCGCUGCCUGGCUUAUCGCUGGGUCGAGGUCGGACGUAGCGGCGGUGGUGGCAGCGGGCGCAGGUGACGCGAGUCGAUGUUUAUGCUCGAAGUAUUGGCCGCGCGCAUCGAGCUACGUUGGUCACGAGGUAUCGGAAAAUCGAUAGAAAGCUGACUGACGCCAGCGGCGGCGGUGGCGGCGGCAACGGCGGCGACGUCGGCGUCGGUCAGAGGAGUUGGUGGUGGUGGCGGUGAUGGUGGCAGGCGCGACGUCCGUGUCACUCAUACACCCUUAGUAGCGUGCCGCUGAUGGUGGUGACUUAGCCGUCAAGGGGUGGUUUCUGUGUUCACUUAACCUCGGUGCGGGAUAUCAUAGUCGUCACCACGAAGAGCAAGAACAAUUCUCCGUCUGUCCCAUCUGUCCAUCGAGGUUACCUUACGCGAGGAAUUGCGAGGAGGAACGAGAAGACGAUCGCGAUCGUCGUGUCUUCUCCCGCGCCAUCGGCGGCUAGCUUCCGGCGACGGCCGGAAUCUCUGAAGUCCGCGCGCGUUGAGUAGUCGCGCGAGAGCGAGAAAACGAAGGGGCGCCCGCCGUCGCGGAACCUCUUCACGUGGACGUGGACCUCUCUGUUGUCGAUCGUGGGGAGAAAAGGCGCGAACGGGGGACCACUGCGCAGGUACGCACGACGGUAACGGCUCUGGUGGCGGUUGUGCUGGUGUGGUGAUAGUGACGGUGGUGGUGAUGAUGAUGGUGGUGGUGGUGGUGGUAGUAGUGUGCGAGUAAACCUCCCUCCGUGAACGAACGUACGAACUGACACGUGGCAACGAAAGAAAGAGAAACAGGAAAUAGAGAAGUAAGAGUAAGAGGAGGAGGAGGAGGAGGAGGAGGAGGAGGAGGACAGAGACGCGAUCACACCUGGACCAAGCGAGGAACUCCUCGCGGCACGCGACGAAGAGCGCGAGCUUAGUGGUGGUAGCGGUAGUAGUAGCAGCGGCAACAGCAACAGCACAACGGUAGUAGAGUAGCAUAACGGUAGUAGGACGGACCAGGUGGCGACGGUGCCGGUAGUGUGACUUCGGGCACCGGGGUAGGGACCGUUAGGGAAAGAAGGCGGAGCGGAUGGGUCCCCGUUAAAGCGAGAUGGGGCGCAUUGGAGCGAGAUAGAACGAGUGAAAGAGAGAGAGGGAACGCGAUACUACCACCCUCCCCGUUCUCGCCGUUUCUUCUUCGUCCCUCGUUCUGGAACGGUUCGCGCCUGGCACUCUCGCUCUCUCUCUCUCCCUCUCUCUCUCUUUCUCUCUUUCCUCGCGUCUCUUCCACCAGGAGAGAGAGCCGGUGCCGGUGCGCUCGCACUCGGGCGCGCGAGCGCAGGGAGCGUGCGCUCUCACUCGCUCCGCACCACUCGCGCGGUGUCAUGGGCGCACGGUGGUCGUUGCGCUACUACCACCGAGUGCUCCCUAUGCCAAUUCGACGUGACCGAAGAGCGUCGUCUGCAUCGCCGUCGUCAUCGUCAUCGUCGUCGUCGUCUUCUUCGUCUCAGUCGUUGUCGUUGUUGUCGUUGCUGUUGCGCGACCGGCUCGCUGUCGUCGUCCACUCUCGAGAGCGCGCUGUACUCGCGGACUGUCCAUACCCCUUGCCGAGGGAUUCGUGCACGUCGCGGUCGUACGACAGUCAGUGACAGCGAGAUCAGUGAUCGCGCCGGAGGUGCGUAAAAUCGUCGAGUAAACGGCUCCGGUUAAGAAGCGAGCGAGUGCACGUCCUCGUGAUCGCCCAAGGUGGAGAUUGCUCCGAAACUCGCGGCUACUGUGCGGUGCGGUGCGGUGCGGUGCGAUACGGUGGUGCGGCAGUGUACCGCGGCUGGUGUGUCGCGGAGCGCGCACGCGGCGCAGUGUGAACACGUCGGCGAGGGCAGAGCGCGAGUGGCAGUGCGCCCACCAACUACCGAACUAGAUGUGCGUAAAUGGAAGGUAUAGGGGACAUAGGCGAUCAUCAAUCGCAUAGCGAGCAAUUACUGGACUCGGUCGAUUCCCCGGCGGCGUUGUCUACGCAUGGCCGGGGCGGUGGGGGCGGCUCGAAUGGGAAUUGUGGCGGAGGAGGCGGCGGCGUAGCGGGAGGAGGAGGAGGUGGAGGUGGAGGAGGAAGUGGUAGCGGUGAAGGUAGGGGCGUCGUGAUCGGUGGGGGUAGGCACAACAACCACCACCACCAUCAUCACCACCACCACCACCACCAUCACCACCAUCAUCAACAGCAGCAGCAGCAUCAACACGAGGUCGUGCACGAAGCGGCGGGGGUUGGUAGGAGCGGCGGAGGCGGAGGCGGCGGUAACGGGGUUGGCGGUGGUGGUGGCGGUGGUGGAGGAAGUAACGGAGGAGGCAGCGUCGAGGGUAUGUCUUCGUCGGCCUCUCAAAGCCCCGACAUCGCGUGCGCGAGCCUACCGCUGGAACUGCUCGCGGCUGGCGCGCUCGGCGUCAAGGAGGAGCGAGACCUCGCCGCCGCGGAGGAUCUGUCGUCGUCCCAGGAGCCGCCGAGCAUCGGCGGUGGUGGUGGCGGUGAUAGUGGUGGCGGCGGCGGUGGCGGUGGCGGUGGCGGCGGUGGCGGCGGCGGCGGAAUCGCAGGCAACGGCGGCGGCGGCAGCGGUGGACGCGCCGUCGGUGGCGGCAACGGCAACGGCAACGGCAACAGCAACAGCAACGGUGGUAACGGCGGCGGCGGUGGCGGCGGAGGCGGCGGUAGUGGCAGUGGUGGUAGUAGUAGUAGUGGCGGCGGUGGCAGGCAGAGCGCGCGGGAGUCCCUGUCGGUGAUCGUGCCGCCUCAGGACGUGGACGUGGACUCGCGCGACGCCGACGACUCGGAGCUCCUCAGUCCGGGCAAGCUAACGCCUACGUCGGGGAUCAGCGUGUCGGUCGCGAGUAUGAUCGACGCGACGGACUUCAGGGCGAUGCAGCCGGAGCCGACGUAUCAGACACUGACCUCGGUUACCGAGAGGAUGUCGCCGCCCGGCUUCAGUCCGGGUUCGUCGUACGCCACGUUGACGCCGCUGCAGCCGUUACCGCCGAUCUCGACUAUGAGCGACAAAUUCGUUUACGGCGGCCACGCGGCUGGCGGCGUCACCGGCAGUUUCGCCGUAAUGCAGAACAACGGCCUGGGUAACAUCGGCCUCGGUAUGGGCGGCUCGCCGUACGCGUACGACAAGCUACCCUCGAUGGGCAUAUCGCCGCCGCACAACUAUCCGUCGCCGGGCGCGGGCCUGCAGCCGAGCCCGCUGUCGCCACAGAGCGCGUACAGCCAGAGCGGCCUCAACUCGCCGCACAAAUCGUCCGCAAGUCCACAUUACGAUUCGGCGUUCCUGCCGCGGAUGCAGCAGAGUCCGGCGGCGCUGAGCCCGUCAUCGCCGCCGGCCGUCUCGGCUACAGCGAGUUUCGCGCCAUCGCAUCACUCGCCGCCCGGCACGCAUUCGGUGCCGAGCGCGGCCUCGCCGCCGCCGACGAUGCAGACGCAGCUGCAGCAGCAGCAGCAGCAACAGCAGCAGCAACAGCAGCAACAACAACAGCAGCAGCAGCAGCAGCAAUCGAUGACGCAACAGACGAUAUCGCACACGCAGCACGUGCAGCACACGUCGGUGGUGAUGAAGACGGUGUCGGCGACGGGCAACGGCGGCGCCGGCGAGGUCGAGGAGAUCAACACGAAGGAGCUCGCGCAGCGGAUCAGCGCCGAGCUCAAGAGGUACAGCAUACCGCAGGCGAUCUUCGCGCAGCGCGUGCUGUGUCGCAGCCAGGGCACCCUCAGCGACCUGCUACGCAACCCGAAGCCCUGGUCCAAGCUCAAGAGCGGCCGCGAGACCUUCCGGCGGAUGUGGAAGUGGCUGCAGGAGCCCGAGUAUCAGAGAAUGACGAACUUGCGGAUAGCAGCCCCGAACAACUGCUCCGAGAGCGGAGGCGAGCCGGACGCCAUGCUGGACAUUCACCACCCAGGAAUCGGGAUCGACCCGCACCAUCCACAGUUUCACAACUCCUAUGCUGCACAGAUUCCACAACGCGGAACAUGCAAGAGGAAAGACGAGAUAGCGAACCAGGCAGAACACCAACAGCCCGCCCCCAAGAAACCGCGGCUGGUUUUCACAGACCUUCAGCGCCGUACUCUACAGGCUAUUUUUAAAGAGACCAAAAGGCCGUCGAAGGAGAUGCAGGUGACAAUCGCGAGGCAGUUGGGCCUGGAACCGACGACGGUCGGGAACUUCUUCAUGAACGCCCGACGCCGCUCCAUGGACAAGUGGAAGGACGAGGAUCCGAAGGCGGUCGCGGUCGAGGAGGAACAGUUGUCGCCCACGAUAGGCAUCGGCCAGCGCCAGUCGAACGAAGUUUUGUGACACACGUCCGACCACGAGGAGUACCACGACGAGUCGCCUGACGAGGACCUGCCCUUCUCGUAAGGGCAGAGUAUCACCUCGUGGACGUAUCCUCGCCGACACGCUCGAUCUUUGUAAACGGGGACUGCAGAGGCUACUUUCGUAGUAGUCUUGCACGGUGCGCGUCAUGAAUCCUACAUCGACCAAGUUGUUCGGCUCGAUUAAUUUACGAAUCAAUUUGCAAAGUACACUCGGUCAUUGCUCGAUUGCUCGAUAUUUAAUUCAUUCCUUCGCGGUGUGUAAUUAAUACCGCUGCGGCUUUUAUUGUUGAUGAACGACUCCGCUUGAUUUGCGUUGCGAGAGUUUCCAGUAUGAGCGAUAUUUAAUUUACACGAGAAAUUCAACAAUCGUGGAAUUCAGUAAUCUCGAACAAUCUUCUAUUUAAGUAGCCUUCAUGGAAAUUUAUCUUUUAUUUUACAUUUCAUAUAUCGAGAAAGCGCAUAUCAAAGCCUGCCCCUGAAGAUCGAGCUGUGUCGCGCAAGAUCGUCCUGGCCGCUGAACGCGACCGAUCAUCGUUACCGCCGCGAAUACGAUCGCUAAGUGAUCCAGACCAGAUCCACUCGUUGCAGUAUGAUUUCACAAUUUUUAGGCUAGUGCGUUCGAUCGGUAUGGAUCGUUCCUUUAAUCUUGAGUCAAUGGGUUUUCUCGAGGUCGAGAAAGUCGAGAACUAGGAAGACACUGAGUUUCCGGUUGAUUCUCGAGCGAAUUAUCCGUGUUAUCCAUAUUUUCCUCAACAAUCUCUUUCAGCAAUCUUGCAAUAUGAAUUAGCUAUCUUUCCCCCCCCCCCUCCUAUCGGGCGAAUAAUUCAUCCCACAGCUCGCGUCUCGACCUCGAGUGCCUCGCAAACUUUCGUGCCAUAGUUUGCCAUAUUAGCGCGUAAGUGAAUCCCGAUUCUUCAAGUCGUAUCUAGUCCACGCUGUAGCACGUUCGACCGUCGCGAGGCGGUUUCCUCCCCUUGAUUUCUAGUCAAAAUUCAGAAGCGCGUUCUGAAUCCGCCCCUGGCACGAGCAUCGCGAGAGCCGCACUUCAGGAAGCGUGUUUUUCCUCCUCCUCGCGCGAGGAGCGAGUUUGUUAAUUUAGCGAGGCGGCUUUAGUUGACCCCGUUCUCGGUUAUCGUUGUUAAUUUAUUUUUUUAAAGAAUAAAACAGCCGCUGCUUUAAAAUUUGAGAUUUGAAGUGACGUUCGUUGUUCUCCAUUUUUUCAUGAUAAUCUCGAGCCCGGCACUUCAUCGAUACCGCGGAAUUCGAGAAAGAAUUCCGACACGGAUACAUCACGAGUAAAGCAGCGGCUCAAGUUCAAGUAGCGAUCGAAAGCAUUCUGCUGUGUGCGUUGACUCUUUUUAGCACUUUUAUUUAAGACUAUGUAUAUUUUAUUUUGUUCACUCUUAAUAAGUAGUUGACCGUUCUUUUCUUUUUUAAGACCCGCAUGUACCCGAAAUCGCGCCCUUCCUCUUAAUUCAAAUUUUUGAAUUACGAAUUCCAAUAAUUCAAGCUGAUUAAAUUUCCAUUCGAGAUCAUUAAAGAUAAAAAAGACGAUUAAGGGGAAAAGCGGGAUUUUUCCGAAGCACGCAUUGUACAUAUUGUUAAAGAGCGAUCGAGUCCUGUCGAAGGGUCGAUCGACAUUUUUUCCACGAGUAGAGCAGCGGCGGUAAAGUUGAACGAUGAUCGCGCGAUCAGCGACGCGAAAUGCGCAAUCGGCUCGUCGUGUCCUCGUUGGUCAGACGAAACGUGAACCAAUUUUCAAAGUGGCUUCGUGUGAGGGUGCACGUGCCAAGUGAUAUAGAUAUGUAUGUAUAAACAUGUAUAUCAGAGAGUGGACGCUCUUUUGUGCGAACCGAUGGCAAGAGGGUGAUAUAGUGGAGGAGAUAAAGAGGGAAGGAGAGAGAAACAGAGAGAAGGAGAGAGAGCAAUUUUGAAAACGAGUGGCCGCACCACUGUGUACGAGAAAAACCAAGGGAGAGAGAGAGAGAGAAAAAAUGUGAGAGAGAGAGAACGGAUGAGUGAGAGAGAACGAAUGAGUGAGAGCCUGCGAGGAAGAGAGAUUUUGCGAGCCGCACUCGAUAUCGUACUGCAAUUGUGCUGUGCUAUUGUACAUAUUUAAAAAAAAAGGAAAGAACACACACAGAGACACACACAGGUGAACACACGUACACACAGACAGACAGCGUAUAUAUACACACGUAUACAUACUUUUAUUACGUAAGCGGCGGCAUUCGCUAAGCCGGGCGAAAACGAAUCGCUGUGACGUUUGAUUGCAGAAAAGUGCAUUCUAGCCGACUUGCACUCCGCGUCUGUGGCUCUUGCGUAGCGAGAAUUCUUUCGAGCUUCUAAUACGUACACACACACAUACGCGUACACAAGUGUCGGUGCAAUGUCGCGACGCGGCGAGCGAUCAGUUCCGCGAUGAUUUCGUCUAAAUCCUGUGUCAUGUUCCUCCGCUUUCCCGCACAAUCGCGAAGGGAUCGUGCGUCGAUCCUAGUCCGAUCAAUCAUGCACGGGGACGGAUCGCGUCGGUGCCAAGGAUCCAUUUAAUCAGGAAUCAACGACGAUCCAAGAUCGCAGAGAAUCGUGAACGUCGAUGAUCCUGGAUUAAAUCUGACUCGGCAAGAAGCGAACCAAUCCUUCCUCACGUGUGUGAACGAUCACGAUUGAAACGACGUGUAUAAUUGAAUCUUUGAAUAAGGGGACGAUAAUUCGCCCAUCCAUGAUAAUAAUUAAACAUUCUGUCGUCAAUUCUUCUUGCGCUCGUUCCAAGAUCUCUAAAGUCCAUCGUUCAACGAUCCUAACGAGGCGGGAGCUUUCGCAACUGAGAGCGAGAAGGGUUGAUGGGGACAUUUUAAUUAUUCCCGUGCUGCGCGAAUUCUUUAUCCGGAAUACGAUACGAUACGUGCGGCCGCAUUCGCUGAAAUUAAUUGCGCCGCAGCACGGAAGAAUCGUUCGAUCGCCGCGUGCGUUUCUGCGGAGCACACGCAAACGUUCGUCUCGCGAGCGCGGGACUCGCGAGACGACUCGCUUUUUUCGCGCGCGCGAAUGCCCGUUCAAUGUUCGUUCGGCGAUGUUACCUACGGCGAUGUUACUUAAUUUAUUAUAUUUUAGGAUUAGAGACAAAGCACGCGCGCUCACGCUCGCGCGCCUCUGAGCUACUUGCAGCAGUUCGUCUCGUCGCGAGCGAGUGUAAUUUAUUGUGUAAUAUUUUGUAAAGUUAUAUCGAAUCCCUUAGUGUGUGCAUGGCGACUCGAGGUACGUUAAACCGCUUUACGUGCAGCAAUUACAACAAUAACAGCAACAGCAGCAACAAUCUUCUCUCUCCAAAGAAAAUCCGAAUACACCGACUCACACACGAAUACACACACACAUACACACACGCGUGCGCGCAAGACAUGUGUUUCCCCUUAUUAACAUUGCACGUUAAUUGAUUAGCAUUUUCCGAUGCUACCCGAAUUAUUUAUUGAAUUAAUUUAUCACAAACGACGUCUCUCAAAUAAACGGUCAUUCCAAGCGAGCAUCGCUGUUCUGAGUGUUUGAGGGAGCCGGGUGCUCCGUGCUGGAUUUCCCAGAGACGGCGAUCGGCGAGGACGACGCGCUCGCGUCCGCCCGCGUCCGUUGACGAAGGGAGGAAACGAAGAGCGCGAGCGGAUGACGAGGCGCUUCUCCACGCGACGCGGAGUUCAGAAUACACCCACGGUACCAAGAGAGCGAUGAGAGAUGCGAGCGGCCUCCUCGGUCGUCGGUUUAAGAUCGUAUAUAGUACAAAGUAAACGUAUAUACAUAUUAUGGUAAUAACGGUUUAAUUAGAGAUGUAAGCGAGGGUGCAUCGCGCGUCCCCCGUCCUUCGAGGAGGAGGGAAGGGGAAGAAGAGUGUUCAGGACGAUGGAGCAGGCGAGCAAGAUCGGAGGGGCAUCGGGUUUUCGUGGAGGGAGGUUUCCUUGUCGAGACGACGAUAAGCGCGAUUGUUCGCGCGAACGAUCGGGCGCGAAAGUUCCGAGCGGAAGGAAAAUCGUCCCGUGAUCGGGUCGAGCGAGCGGUACUUGCCUCUCAUGUUCCUUCGCCGUGGUUCCCCGGAUUCGGCAAAUUCACGGUCGGUUUGAUGGAAAAAUUUGGCACAGAAUUGUUGUUCGAUAUCUUAUAUCUCGCUUGAAUUCUACGAUGACGUCAAGGGGAUAGAUUUUCCCCGAGCAUUAAUAAUUAUGAAAUUAAUUUUUACUCGAUUUUUCACGGUGUUUGAAUAAUUACUCUUGAAUUUAUUGAAUAUUUGAGAGUACCUUAAGCGUCACAAUUAAUUAUGAAUUCUGUUAAUUAAUAAUUUUAUUACUUUGGGGUUCCUACGAGAUAUUAAUUUUAAUUAAUGAAUGGUAAAUUACACAAUUACGACCGUGGAUUUGCAGGAACGAGAAACCAUGGUUCAACCGAUGAAGGCAAAGAUCGAAGCGUCAUUUGAUCGAGACCAUUUUGCAAAUGCGCUCAUUUUGGUAUUCAUAUUCGUGUACAUGUGCACUCGCAGGCACACAUACACGAGGAAGAGAGAAAGACGCGUGCGUGCAAAUAUGUGGCGAAUAGAAACGGAACGACGUGUACGAUAAGUAGUGUAAAUACAAUUUUAGUUGCGCGCGGAAGAUUCGUUAUUGCCACGAUCAUCAUUACCGACGAAAAUGAUUAUUAACUGCAGCGCGACGGUGAGCGGGCGCGAAAGAGAGGGAGAGAAAGAGGCGUUUUUGUUAAAUAGGAGAAAA
Ooceraea biroi (clonal raider ant) is the source of this 11553-nucleotide messenger RNA. Its product is annotated as hepatocyte nuclear factor 6. Gene Ontology annotation, molecular function: DNA-binding transcription factor activity, RNA polymerase II-specific; RNA polymerase II cis-regulatory region sequence-specific DNA binding. Gene Ontology annotation, cellular component: nucleus. Gene Ontology annotation, biological process: regulation of transcription by RNA polymerase II. The record is from RefSeq and is a predicted model, not a curated record. NCBI's taxonomy places the organism in Eukaryota, Metazoa, Arthropoda, Insecta, Hymenoptera, Formicidae.